AUGAUCAUCUCGACGGCGAAGAUCAUGCUGGCGCUCACAUCUAUGUGGAGCAUGCAGGAAAAGCACGAGGAUGUCCUGAACACGUACGUCCGUGCCGAGAGAGAAGCGCACCUCGACAUCUGGCUGCAGGUUCCGCGCGUCAUGACUGUUUCGACAGCACGCUACACGGACGUUAGCGCGCGCAUGCAGGUCAGGUUUUCCUGA
Messenger RNA from Peronospora matthiolae, 204 nucleotides. NCBI's taxonomy places the organism in Eukaryota, Oomycota, Peronosporomycetes, Peronosporales, Peronosporaceae. The record is from the annotation of a GenBank genome assembly.